GUAUGCUACAUGCACGAACCGUCGUCGAAAUAAACGACUGAAAGCAGGAGAGCUGGGCUUGGCUGGGCCGUGUUAGUUCUCAAGUCCGAUAAAUUGAAUACCAUUGCAAAUUCAAUAGCCUCUGAAGGAUCUGAAUCAUCAGCUUUCUGCACGUGAAGUCAAAUCGAUGUCAUCCACAGAAGUUCUACCUUCACGUCUAGCCGUACCCCAUGUCCAGAUAGGGCCUUGCUCCGAAUGCUCAAAGCCCUUGGAGUUCCUUCCGCCUACACAGCCCACUAGCUCUACCUCUUCUUCCAUAUCGUACCAAGUACAAUGCUUUCAAUGCGGAAACAUCCAAUCGCACUCCAUUAAUUUCCAUUCGCAUGGGGGCCUAACGAGUUUGAACGGCGCUCAGGGUAAUGGUGACUCAUCUUCAUCAUCUGGUGCUCGGAAAGGCCGAAAAAUUGGGACAAACGAGAGACCAUUGGAAACUAGGUAUUACGAUCUUCUUGGGGUUCCCAUUAACGCGACGGACGAAGAAAUAAAGAAAGCCUACCGGCGCCAGGCGAUCAAGAAUCAUCCCGACAAGGGAGGCUCCGAGGAAGUAUUUAAAGAGAUAGCGAUGGCCUACCAGGUCCUCUCGGACCCUGUCCUACGCAAGAAGUACAAUGAAUUCGGUCCUAAAGAAGGGUCUCCUGAAGGAGGUUUCGUCGACCCCGAAGAAAUUUUCAGUGCGAUCUUCGGUGGUGAGAGAUUUGUGCCAAUUAUUGGCGACAUCUCUCUUGGGAGGGAUAUGAAGGCUGCUUUGCAGGAAGCAGAUGAGGCCGAAGCUUCGGGUCAAGGGAAAAAGGGCAAGGAGGCUCUAACGCCUGAAGAGAAGGCCAAGAAAGAGGAGAAGGACAAAAGGAUUGCUGCUGAAAGAACGAAAGUUCGGGAAGAAAGGGUUCGGAAGCUUGUCGCCGAGCUAGAACGCAAGCUUUCCAUCUUCAGCGAGUCGGCCGUUGGGCCUGACGACCGGGAUGUAUUAAGCAGUUGGAAACAGAUAUGCCAAAUUGAAGCAGAAGAGCUCAAGCAAGAGUCGUACGGAGUGGAACUCUUGCAUGCCGUGGGUCACGCCUACGUUGCGAAAGCUAGACACUACGCAGCAACGAAUUCGACUUUUUUAGGCGUUGGCGGGUGGAUGCACGGGAUCAAGGGAACAUAUCAUACUUUCACUGAAACUGUCUCGACGGUGCGCUCAGCACUCGAAUUGAAGCAAGUCUUCGAACAGCUUGCAGAAGCAGAGAAAUCAGGGGCGUCCGAAGCGGAGAAGAAAAAUCUGGAAGAGCAGGCAGCCGAGAAGGGACUUCAAGCGCUCUUCAAAGGGACGAAGCUCGAAAUAGAUUCUGUCUUGAGGGAGACGUGCGAUCGUGUACUAAAUCCGCCCCCCAACGGGCCUAAUGCUCCAUCCAGGGAGAAACUAGCUUUACGUACUAGAGCUCUGCUUGUGCUUGGAGAAGCAUAUUUGAACGUGAAGAAAGAAGGGAGUGCCCUGGAUGAGGCUGAGUAUGUCAGGAUUGACACCAAAGCUAGUAAAGCAAGAGACAGUUGGCAGGGCAGGCAGGGACCACCCAGAUAGGAUCUUUGUAGUUUCCCUACUUGUCUCUUGCCGUCGCAAUCCACAAUCUGGAUCCGGAUGGACUAUACAUACAUUUGUGCUUUCUUCAGCUGCCACCUGCUCCAUGACUGUAGUGUCGUGUCUCCGACGAUUAUAAUAGAUUGUGAACAUGACAAACACGAUCACUCGAGUAC
Molecule: messenger RNA, 1770 nt
Organism: Cantharellus anzutake
Lineage: Eukaryota; Fungi; Basidiomycota; Agaricomycetes; Cantharellales; Hydnaceae
Product: X-domain of DnaJ-containing-domain-containing protein
Exons: 7
Coding region: 167-1597 (476 amino acids)
Source: RefSeq, a predicted model, not a curated record